AUGGGAGCCCUAGUUAUUGGACCAAGAAUAGGUCGCUUUGAGAAGGGAGCGCAUGAUCCGAACCCACAGCCUGGCCAUUCAACGCCUUUUGCAGCCCUUGGUGCAUUCAUCCUCUUUCUGGGUUUUCUUGCAUUCAAUGGCGGCUCUGAACUUGCUAUUGUCGGUGAUGAUCAUGCAGUUGUUGUUGCCACUGCUUUUGUCAACACCAUGCUUGGUGGAGCUGCAGGCUCGAUCGUCGCUGUCGUGUUAAAUUAUUGCGUUGCUUGGAUCAAAGGCGAGCCAAAAUACUGGUCCCUUCUACAAAUGAUCAAUGGAGGCCUAAUUGGAAUGGUGGCAAUGUGUGCUGGCUGCAAUCGUCUGAAUCAAGGCGCUGCCGUUGGAAUUGGAGCCAUGGCUGGCAUAACUCUUCUUUGGGUAUCAUGGGUUAUGAAAAGAAUUCGAGUUGAUGAUCCCCUUGAUGCCUUUGCUGUUCAUUUUGGCGGAGGAUUGGUAGGAAUUCUCGCCACUCCGGUUUUUAUGAAUGGUGGUAUCGUUCACUGGAAAAACUGCAAAACUCAGAGAGAUAUUUACGAAGCCGAUUUCCCUGCGAUAAACCCUGAUGCAGAAGGCAAUUUUCAAUGUGACUACUUUGAAUUUAAAGUCUUUGCAUGGAAUCUGGCUGGUUUCCUUUCUAUAGUCCUAUGGUCAGGUUCUUUGUCCUUUUUGAUUUUCUACUGCUUGAAAGUAACGAAGAUGCUUCGAGUGAGUAGAGAUGAUGAAGUGCGUGGCUUGGACAUCGGAAAGCACGGCGAGCCAGCGUAUCCAAUCGAGGCCUACGGACACGGCUGGAAUACUGAUCUUACAAAGGAAUAUGAACAAGAAAACGGUUAG
Molecule: messenger RNA, 870 nt
Organism: Oikopleura dioica
Lineage: Eukaryota; Metazoa; Chordata; Appendicularia; Copelata; Oikopleuridae
Source: the annotation of a GenBank genome assembly